This is a messenger RNA of Prorocentrum cordatum, 1921 nucleotides long. Lineage: Eukaryota; Dinophyceae; Prorocentrales; Prorocentraceae. The record is from the annotation of a GenBank genome assembly.
AUGGAGAGCGACGCCCGCCUUCCAUGGCGGACAUUCACUGUUCACGGCCCUCAGAUGGCAUUGGCAAUGCUGCGGGGCAUCAAGCCCGUGGAGACCAGGCGCUUCUCCUGGCUGCGGCCUGGGUGGUCUAAUCUGCACGUUGGCAAGGGUCCGAUUAGCAAAUAUCCCGCCUGCCAGGAGGCUUUGCGCAGGACUUGGCCAGACGCCCCGGCGGAGGGCGCGCUGCUCCGUCAGUGCGUUGUUGGUCAGGUGCAUUUGGCCAAGAGAGUGCCGUUGGAAACCGUGGCGCGCCCGUGGGCCAUGCCCGCAGCAGGGUCCUGGUGCUACGUCAUCGACGCCGCGCGCGGGCGCCCUGUUGACUGGGCCGGGCAGCCGCCUGCGGAGCGUGCGCCGCCAGGGGCCCAGCUGGGGAUCGCCCUCGAGCUCGGCAUCGGCGAGAGCCGGUGCGCGCAGACAUCGGGGUGCGCAAGCGCGCAGGAUCCGGCCACCCGGCUACCUCGCGGCAUGGUCAGGCGCAAUUUCUUCCGAUCGGCGGCGCCAACAAGGAAGAGGAAGAAGAAGCGGCCUGUGGAGGAGGGCGGGGCGCCCGCGAACUCGCCCGCCAACCUGCCACCGCGCGUUGGCGGCCAGGAUUGUCGCAGCGUGGCCGCGGCAGGCCAGAGGGCGCAGCGCGUGGCGGCCGGCAGGACUUUGCCGCGCCUGCUACAUUUGAUGCGCAUGAGCUUGCUCCACCGGCCAGAGCGCUGCGUGGAUAGCGCUGAUGGGCUGCGCCCUCAUGGAGGGCUGUUCGGGUGCAUCGCCGGCGACCCGGCGUUCAUCGUGGGAGAUCUGCACACGGUGAAGCAGUCCGAGAUUUCCAACGUCGGGGCGCAUUUCCAGGCGGCGCUGCGCAGCGGCGGCCAGCGGUCGAGCCUCCAUUUCACCUCCUGGCGCGACGAGGCCGGCUGCGACAAAGCGCCGGCGCAACUCAGUCGCACCCUGGCGGCGCUGUGGGGCGUCGCGCGCGACCGUGCCCAGGCGCGCCAGAGGGGGCCUGGGUUCCGCAACGUCUGCGUGGUUCGCCCUGCCGCCGUAGAUGCGCACGUGGCAGAGGCCGCUGCCAGGGGCGAGCGCCAUUGCACUGCUCCCCUGGCCGACCAGUCCAAGACGCAGUUCGUCCUGGACUUCCCGUUGCCACUCCAGCUUGAGGUGGGGGCGCACCGAUGCCAAACUUGUCAUGCCCGUGGUGCUCGAGAUUGCUGUGGGUUUCCAGUGACGUUGGCGGAUAUCCGAGCAGCGCGCCCCGGGGCGUUGGCGUUGCAGACUAAGAAGCACGGCCUCACCCUCGCCACGCGCGUCUUCCUGCUGCACUUGCUCCAGAACUUCAACAAGGUAUUCUGCGCGCCCAGCAAUGAUGCGCUGAGGGCUUUCAUCUGCGACGCCUUAGAGAAUUACCUGGGCCCGCUGGUUGAGCACGUGCGGAAACACGUCAACGUCUACAGCGGCUCCGUCGUCAGAGGGGACGGAAAUUGGGACCUCGCCGCCCGCGUCCGCAACGACCAGGGGCGUGAGUUUAGCGUGAUACUGGCGUGGAUUGGCGUGGACGGCGCGCUCCUCAAGCCCGUCAUUGCCAGCAAGACCGAGGACCUUGUCGACCUGCUCCCCGACCUCGACGACGUCGUCUCCAGCCUCAAACGUGACCGCCAAGAAGCGGGCUUGGGCCUGGCCGCCAGCGCGCCGAUUUGCCAUUCCACGGACGUGCACGGCAAACAUCGACUCAAGCUCGCCGAGUUCUACAUGGGCAAGUACCCCGAGCAGACGUCUAUCGCAGUUGCCGACACGCCGAAGGCCGACGGCGCGCAGGCCGCGGAUCGCAUCAGCGAGCCUCUGGCGGCCAUCGCUGGCGACCCCGUCCACGACGCCGCUGCCUCGGCUUGCGCUG